UGUGUGUCUGUACGUGACGCCACGCUGGGUGUUGCAAGCUCAAUGCGCGAAUUGAAAAGGAAAGAGCAAGCGUGUUACGCUCCAGCAGCAGUGAGUCAGUGAGGUUUUUUUUUUCUGAAGGCCGCAGAAUUACUUAAAGCACAAGCCAUUUCAUCUCAACACAUAACAACGAACGCUGCCACUUUGCACUACUAUAAAUACAUCGACAUGGAAGCAGCCUACGCCAAACUGAAGAGGCAUAUUGAUGCUUUCGAGAAGCACAUCGCAUCCUGUAGGUCCUCGUUCGAUGUAGCGUUGCUGUACCGCAUGCUGAGGAUCUUUUCAGAGUCUCAGCGCAGUGAAAUCACGGGGCUCGCGGCUCUCAGAGGUCCUCCAGCAAGGGGAGGAGGAGGACAUUUAGGAGGUGCACAAAGAGGAGGACAUUUAGGAACAGGACAGCGUGGUGGACCUUCAGGAGCAGGACAUGGAAGAGGACAUAUAGGAGGAAGCGAAGGAGGAAGACAGUUGGGAGGAGGACAAAGAGGGGAUGGACAAGGAGGAAGAGGACAUUUAGGUGGGCCAGAAGCGGAAUCCUCCGAAGUCAGCACCUACCUCACCUGGCUUGGUGAAUACGUGCGCUACUUGGUCGUUCUCAAAAAGGUGUUUGAUGAGCGCAUUUUCAUCCCCCUGUGCGAGAACCUCUACUUGAACGAGGGGUCGGUGCAGGUGCCAGUACCAAAGCGUCAAUGCGUGGGCUCUGCCCAGUCCGCCUCCUCUGGUGUCUCCAGCCGCCCCAGCACAGAUGUGAGCAGCUGCGACUCACAAGACUCGAGCUCAGCAGAACAUCACCAUCAAGGACACGAUGAUGAUGAUGAUCAUCAUCAGCACCUCUUGGGAGGUCCACAGCGAUCCGUGCCCCGCAUAGCGAAGUGCCUGUUUCGCCUGCGAAAGCAGUGGGCCCUGCUGCUGAGAGGCGAUGAGCUCAGAGAUGAGUAUUUCUCAGCCGAGAGCGGACCGGCACUGCUCCAUUUCCAGGGCUGCGACUCCUUCUACAAGGUGCUGCGGCUGGUGCCCGACAUCUUCUGCAAGGCCCUGCGCGCCGCUCGUCUCUGCAGGGAGUGGGUGGAUGCCCACAGCGUGACGCUCGCCAGCGUGCACGCCAUCGAUCCUGCUGCGCCUGGCACUCUGUCCUCGGAGCUCCCGCAGCUGGAGAUGUCCGAGAUGUUCGUCAGCAGGUGCGGCCGCGUGGAUGAGCUCAAACGCUCCGUGGACAGCAGCAAGGCCAGACUGGUGGCACUCAACGAGGAGCUGGAGGCGCGGCGCAGCGAGCGCGACUUGCUGGAGGAGCGACUCAGGGCUCUGCUCCCCGGAGAAGAUGACGGGGGACGGGUGACUCUGCAGGAAAGGCUGGAAGUGGCUCGGAGCAGGGUCGAUGUUCUGGGAUCGGCGAUCAGGUUGGAGCGGUACCGGCAGCGGUUACUGGUGGGGGACUGGCUGGCAGAGUUGGAGUCACAGCCAGACCGUAUUCGGCACGCGGACAGAGUGUGAAUUUUGAAGCUUGGGACACUUACAGGGAGCUGUAAUGGGACUCCUGGAGGAAGAACCUGGAAUUCAUGCUGAAUGAAGUGGGUUGCGGCAUCCACAUAAUCAGACUCUGAUGCCCUGGCUAUUUUGAAGCUGUGAAGAAAAAUAAUUAAUGUGAAAAUGCCAAUAAACAACUACGAGCAGGUCUGACGAUGAAGAAGAUGUCAACAAUGCAUGUUGUAUUUAAAACAUUAUAGUUAUGAUGGUUCAAUUAAUUGCAACCUUACAUACUAAUGAUUUUGUCAAAGUGAAAAUGUAGCAAGCAUGAUUUAUUUUCUGGUGAAUAUGUAGCAUGUGCAUACAGAUUCUGUUUAUAUGUAUUGUGCUGGAGUAUCAAAUGUAAACCUUCAAUUGUACAGAAAGGCAAAUUAGAAAUAAGAUUGUAUUUUUUACUCUAUAAGGGCCUGUAUAUUGUGUGUUCUGUAUGUGUAGUAUUGAUAUGAGUACCAAGCCUUUACUAUACAAAUUGUACAUACAAACUUAGAAGUAUUUUAUUCACUGUUUAUAAUAGUAAAUGGACUUUGGUAAGGCAUAUGACUGGAAGGGAUGAUGGGAGAAAGAUGGCUGCGGAAUGUCAGCCAAAGGAGGGAACAUGCCCAAAGUAAGGGUGGAAAUCAUGUCGGGAGGCAUUCAUCUAGCAGUGAAUCAAGACUGAUGAUGGGACAUCAGGGUGGCGAGAUGUGAUCUCCCUCACUUGGUAUAUGCGUCGUGGGUUUGAUCUCGACCCCGACUCCUGCAUGUUUGGAGUUAGCGUGUUCUCACCGUGGUCGUGUGCAUUUUUCUGCGGGUCCUCCGGUUUUCCCCUCCACAUUUAGAAACUUGCAUUUCGAUUUGUUUGGCUUUUGCUAUAAAUUCCCAAGAAUGAUAUAAGCCACUGUAUGAGCUAUCAAGUGUGGCCAGGUCCCUGCUGAAAAAGAGCUAAUAGCUCAGAUGGCUUUACCUGCCAGAAUAAUAAGUGAGUUUAGACAUCCACACUGUAUGUGUAGUAUUGAUACAAUUACAUUAGAAUGCCAUACAUAUGCAACAUGAAUAUUAUUACAGUGCAGAAAACUGAAAUGGCCAUGGCUUGGGGAGGCCUUCAUCCAGCAGUGGAUUGAACCUGGCUGCUGCUGCCGAAUUAAUAAUUAAAUAAAUAGUAAAAUAUAUGAAUGAGGCUGACUCACACCAAAUGUAAAAGACCUUCAGGACCAAUAUAUUUCACCAUAAUCUACAGUAUUUACCAGGGGGGAAAUCUAGUCGAGUAUUAUUUUCCCUGAGUGUCAUUAGCAGAAUGUAGUCCAUUAAGCAAAGGCUGGGGUACAUUAAUUGGAGUACAGAAAAUUGUACAUUUAGUCGUGCGUGCUCUCUUGAUGGAUUGUGUAUAUACACUCAUUAUGAAAAACAACUUCCUGUUGAAACGAUUAACGAUAUGCUGCUACAACAAAACGUCAAAGUGUUCUUGCUCAAAUGAGCAAUGAAGCAACACUCAUCCAUGUGUAAUCCUGACUCAAUGGUGGAAAUUGAAGUGUCUCAUAGCACUACCACUCAUUUUGAAAAACUGUAUUAAAUUCAGAAGUGUGUCUGCAUAGGAAGUGAUAUCCAUACUUAAUGAAAACGCAAUAGGGGAUCGUGAUGUUCAUUAUUAGCUCCUAGGUGAGAGCAGAAAUUAGUAGGAGCUAGGGUUGUCCAGUACUGUACUCGGUUUUUUUUCUCAUGUAAUUGACCAAACAUCUCAAUGCAGGACCAUCCUGAAAAUGUGGUAAGGAUUGGUGAAGCUUUUCUCUUUUUUAUGACAAUAUUAGCGUACCAAUUUAUUUGACAAAUAAAAGUGUAUUUAUUUACAAUUAUUUUAACAUCCAAGUAUAAUCUAUAGUCUGAGGUGGCCAGGAGACAGCAGCGCAGGAAUGGAUCGUCGACUUUAUCUGUACAAAGCUCUGCUUUCCUUCCAAGUGGAAAUUGCUAAUUCAUGAAAUUGAGACUUACCUGGGUAAAUAAAGAACGUUAUUCUCAUCAUUACCGUUUUAAACCUCACAAUAAGUUACAUACAGUAUCUGGUCAUGACCCCAAAGGCUAUACAGUAUAUCCUGUGUAAAGAGGGAGCCUUUUUCAAACACUAACUUCCUGUCACAUCGACAUCAUUGUUUAUUUUUCACGUUCAGCAUCAGUACGAUGUGAUGAGGGCUCAGAGCAUGCCCAUACUUGUUUCACUCUGUGUGGGUUAUUUCCCUCUUAAUGGCCUAUGCUGUGGCAGUGUUGGAAGGUACCUUCUUAUUGAUUCUUUGCAAACAUCAGUUCAAAGUGUCUCCAUGCCAGAAUAUGCAAAUUCUGUAGAUUUUCUCUUCCUGAGGUGGUGUUCGAAAUUCCACGUCGAUAUGGGAGCAUCAGCCUAUCCAUCGGGCUCUUUGUAUGUAUGUUGAACUUCUUUCGCACAGUACGUAGCCAAUCGUGCAAAUUGGAAGGUGUCUAUACAUAGAUAAAAAAUAGUAGCCUAUGGUUACCUAAAAUUUUCGAAGUAAUACAACGUGGAGCUGGCCAAUUGACUGAGGGGUCAGGGCACUGAACCAGCACUGCUGAGAUGCUGGCUUUGAAACCCAGCAGCCACUUGUGAUUCAAGUGAGUUUUCACGUGUAAUGAAUCAGUGAUGAUGGCAUUAGAAAAAAAACCCCAUCAUAUUUAAUAUGGUUUUCAUUAAAUUAGCUUUUCACAACAAUUUUCAGGCACGUUAAGUAGUGCCCUCGUGUGGAUAAGCAGGCCUAAGGAAGUGACUUCAGAAAGAGUCCUGUGACGUUAUCUUCCAGGGCUGUUCUCUGACACAAGGUGAUGCACUCACUUGCAUACACGGAUAGCACCAUUGCAAUGUAAUUGGGAGUUAAAGUAAGCAUUGCGGACGACCGCUUGUGUGGCGAUCGAAAUGUUGUGAUCUAUUAUUAUUAUAAUUUUUCUAUUGAUUUUGGUUUCCUCAAACUAUUGAACCUUUAUGUAAAUACAGAUGGCAAUGACAGAAGCCAUUUAGCUGUUGACAACCCCCCACCUUUGGGUCAACAUAAUUCUGCCCGAGAGGACACGAGAGCAAACAGGUUGUCUUUCGAUUAACUGUUUGUGUUGUGGGCUUUAUAGAAUGAUCACCUUGUAUGUAUUAUGAGUUUCGGUGAGGCACACACAUCAUCCCAAGUGGGACCCUCAUUAAAAUGACUCUGGAUAAUCUAGGGCAAAAAAAAGGUUGUUGUUGUUGUUACAUUCAUACUUUGUCGAGUGCAGGGGUCGGCAGCCUUCGGCUCCGGAGCGGGACGCGGUUCUUUUCGGACUGCUUCAUGACAUUAUUUAUUAAGGACCACCGUCUCGUAGUCGCAUGCAAUUGCGGCUCUUGAAAUGUUGAGUUUCUUUACCGAAUUAGAAAAAAAAUACAUUGCUUAUUUGUUAUUUUGGUUUCAGUUCCAUGGUCGAGUGGAAGCAGCAAUUCAACAUUAAAAAAAACGUGAUCAGGCAAAGAACAAGUGGCAAUGCAUCAUACACCUAAAAAUGUGUCAAACAGCAAUACAUAACAGAAAUCUCGGCAUGCUUUGCGCUUAAAAAUGAGAUCACCAAUCUUGUGCAUAUGCUCCACACGGUCUUGUGAUGGCCACUCACUAAAUAGAGCCAAGAACGUCAGCAGCACAGGACAACUGUGUGCCAAUCUCGUUACAGUAUUAUUAGGACUCAUGACUACAUAAUAGCCACGUGGGGGAGAGGGCUCUUCAGCAUUAAGUCACUCGGACAUAAAUGACAGGAGGCAAAAUGUGUGCGAAAUAUGUGCAAGAAUGAUGAUAUCGUUUGGACAUGCAGAGCGUGCUGGGAUACGGUUUGUAGGUUUAAAUUGAUUUUUGCGCAUAGAUUAUGGCUUUUAUUGUCGGUUGUAAUUCCAGUUAACGUUCGAUUAUCCGUGGAUGGAUGAUUUGGGAUUAACAAUGCUUGCGAAAAAAAAUAUUUACGCUCACGCUGUUUUAUUCGCUGCAAAUCACUCGACGAGGUUUAUUGACUCAGUUACUACGUGACCACAAACGUGUUGGUAAACGUAUUGAGGAGCAAUAAAGCACACGCAUUAUGUUUCAA
Petromyzon marinus (sea lamprey) is the source of this 5631-nucleotide messenger RNA. RefSeq lists its product as uncharacterized. Lineage: Eukaryota; Metazoa; Chordata; Hyperoartia; Petromyzontiformes; Petromyzontidae. The record is from RefSeq and is a predicted model, not a curated record.